This is a messenger RNA of Mercenaria mercenaria, 3119 nucleotides long. RefSeq names its product leukocyte elastase inhibitor-like. Lineage: Eukaryota; Metazoa; Mollusca; Bivalvia; Venerida; Veneridae. Bases 42 to 1304 code for a protein of 420 amino acids. The record is from RefSeq and is a predicted model, not a curated record. The transcript is spliced from 3 exons. Gene Ontology annotation, molecular function: serine-type endopeptidase inhibitor activity.
CAGGUCCCAUAUCAAUUUGACUUACAGGAAUUACUUGUUUUAUGAUCUGUUAUUUAAUAGUUGUCAUCCCUCUAGUUGUGACGCGACAACAUCAAAUUUACAGACUGGAAACACUAUCAAGUAAAAUGGCCUCCAGUGACAGAGAGUUAUCAGACUGUAUAAAUGACUUCACACUCGAUAUCUACAAGCAUGUUACCAGUCAACAGCCUUCAGGAAAUUUGUUCAUGUCUCCGAGCAGUAUGAUGGUAGUUUUGACAAUGCUACACGUUGGUUCACGCAACAAGACUGAAGACCAGAUGACACAGGUUCUCAAGCUUGAGAAACUGGAUAAGAAGGCUAUACUUAGACACAUGGAGACUUUUGUCAGUACUCUCAAAAAGGGAAGUAAAUCUGUCACUUUGAGUACCGCUAAUCGGUUGUUUCCGCAUACCGAUAAGACGAUCCUCCGAGACUAUAUUUCGCUUGUUUCAGAACAUUUCAAGGCGGAGAUUAAGUCGAUGGAUUAUACCACAAACGCGGAAGGAGCACGAGUUGAGAUAAACAAAUGGGUUGAAGGGGAGACCAAUAGCAAAAUCAAAGACUUGCUCCCUGGAGGUUCAUUGAAUUCGCUGACAGCAAUGGUGGUUGUAAAUGCCAUAUAUUUUAAAGGGAAUUGGGCAACACAGUUUGAACCCAAAGAUACGAAGAAGAGCACUUUCACAAAACUGAACUCAGACAAGGAACACAUAGAUAUGAUGAGCAGGCGCAUGAAGAAAGCAAAGUAUGGUGAAAACAGAUCGCUUGCCUGCAAAACUCUCGAGCUGCCAUAUGAAGGGGAAGAACUGGCUAUGAUUGUUGUUUUACCGAAUACCAAUGAUGGGUUACUUGCCCUUGAGAAACAGCUAACUCUUGAGAAUUUGCAGAGUCUGGUGUCUGGGGUCCACCCAGGAACAGUUGACGUGUCUUUACCGAAGUUCAAACUUGAAACUUCCUUGGAGCUGAAAAAAGUUCUGUCUGCUUUAGGGAUGAGAGAUUUGUUUCAGGAUGAUGCUGACCUGUCUGGGAUGGGGAAAGAUCUUUAUGUGUCGCAGGUGUAUCACAAAGCAUUUGUGGAUGUCAAUGAAGAGGGUACAGAAGCAGCUGCCGCUACUGCUGCUGUCGUGAUGAAAAGAUCUAUACAGAGGACGCUGGAUUUCAAGGCCGACCACCCUUUCCUUUUCAUGAUCUGGGAUCACAGGCUUAAAGUCCCCUUGUUUAUUGGAAGGUUUGUAGAGCCCCCUAGCACUGCUGGACCAGGCUUUCAGCAAACGAAAGAUGAAUUAUAAGUACAGUACAUUAUGUACUUUAUGUAAUUUAAAACUUUGACUAUGAUAAUGUGCUUUAAACUGACAUGAGCCACGCCAUGAGAAAACCAACAUAGUGGCUUUGCAACCAGCAAGGAUCCAGACCAUCCUAUGCAUCCACGCAGUCUGGUCUGGAUCCAUGCUGUUAACUUCAGAAGCCUAUUGUAAUUAGAGAAACUGUUAGCUAACAGCAUGGGUCCUGACUGCGCAGAUGUGCAGGCUGGUUUGGAUCCAUGCUGGUUGUAAAUUCACUAUGUUGCUUUUCUCAUCGCGCGGCUCAUAUACUGUUCACUACAGAAGCUACUCUUCAAAUUUCUGAAAAUGCACCUGUAUUUAAAUGUAUUAUUUAUAACAGAUUUUGCUUCCACAGUUUGUUAAGUGGUUUGUGACAAUUUUCACUUGUAAAUGUACUAAGUUUUUUAGCUUACCUGAGCAAUGCUCAGGGUGAGCUAUUGUGAUCACGCUGUGUCCGUCGUGCGUCCGUGCGUCUGUCCGUUGUGAACAAUUGUAUUUAAAAAACAUCUCCUCCAUAACCACUGAAUGGAUUUUGAUGAAAGUUGGCAUGGUUGUUCCUUAGAUGGUCCUCUACCAAAGUUGUUCAAACGGUUCCGCUUGCUUGCACAUAGGGGCUGCCAGAGGUAAAAAUAGAAAAAUCUUCAAACGACAUCUCCUCCUAAAUCGAUGGUCCGAUUUUGAAAUAAUUUCACACAAAUGGUCCUUAUGUCACCCUCUACCAAGAUUAUUCAAAUUAUAUUGAUUCGUGAAAAAACAUGACCGCCAGAGCUAAAAAUAGGAAAAUCUUAAAACGACAUCUCCUCCUAAAGCGAUGGUACAAUUUUGAAAUAAUUUCACAUAUCAGAUUGUCCUUAUGUCACCCUCUACCAAGAUUGUUCAAAUUAUGUUUGAUUCGUCAAAAAACAUGGCCGCCAGAGGGCGUGGUCACUUUUCCCUAUACAAUGUAUGUAUAUAGUGGAAACUUUAAAAGUCUUCUUGUGUGAAACUACUGGCCCGAUUUUAGAAUAAUUUUACAAAAAUGGUCCUUGUGUGAACCUCUACCAAGAUUGUUCAAAUUAUUUUGAUUUGUCAAAAAACAUGGCCGCCAGAGGACGUGGUCACUUUUCCCUAUAUGUAUAGAGUGGAAAACUUUAAAAAAUCUUCUUGUGUGAAACUGCCAGCCCGAUUUUAAAAUAAUUUUACACAAUGCUUCUUAUGUGACCCUCUACCAAGAUUAUUCAACUUAUUCCGAUUUGUCAAAAACAUGGCUGCCAGAGGGCGUGGUCACUUUUCCCUUUAUGUAUACCAUACUUGUCCAAAUUAUUGCCCUAUGGUCAAAAGAUGGCCACAUCCAUAUGUUCGACAUGUACUUGCUAUAGGCUUUUAUUUUAGAAACUCUGAAAAUCUUCUUCUCUGAAUCAUUAAUAGCUAGAGCCUUGAUAUUUGGCAUGUGAUGUCAGAUUUGUAAUGUCUGCCGUAACUUUUCAAAUUACUGCCCUAGGUUCAAAAAUAUGUGUGACAUGUAUGUAUGGAAGAAACCCAACUCUGUACUUAUACAAGCAUACUUGAAGCCUUGUAUACAGGUGAGCGCUUUAGGGUCAAUGACCCUCUUGUUAAGUAUUACAUUAAAUUGUAAGGAUAAAAUUUAGGUUUUACAAUUUCUAUAGGAUAUUUUCUUUAUAUACUUAUACGCCGUUUAAUUAACGAAAGCAUAUUUAAAUGAUUUUAGAUUAUACAAUUUUCGUACUUAUUUUUCACAUUUUGCAUUAUGGAUUUGUACAUUAAAGUGUUAAAGAAAUGUAA